CAACAUGGACUUCUCAAACUCCCAGUUGCUCCUGUGUUCCUCCAGACCAGCCGCUCCUCUGAGCCUGUAGCGCGGCUGUGUUCCUCCAGACCAGCCGCUCCUCGGAUGGACGGGGAGUUUAUGGACUUGUAAUUGUAUUUGCUUGUUAGCGGUGUGGCGGGAGGUUUAGCGGGCCGCUGUGGAGGGACGGUGAGUGGGAGAACUCUAGUGAGCUGCUGAAAUGUUUGGGCUGUCCAUCUGCCUGCUGGCCUGUGUGACUCUGUGGGCAUGUGAGGCUGCAGGACUCGAUCUCUGUGAGGACCACCGCGUGGCUUUUGAGCGGGUAUUCACAGUUCCACAAGAGGCAGCACUGCUGACCUGCCAUUUGGUGGAUAAACAUCUCUUUGAUGUUGUGAACACUACCUAUAAUGUCACAUGGUACGAUCUGAGAACUGGCCUUCAGAUCACUGGUGAAGAAGAUCAUACUGUAGUGAAGGGGGCUUCACUCUGGUUCCUGAACAGCACUGUGGAACACCAGGGAAAGUACCUGUGUGUUGUCAGAACUCCUGAGAGCUGCUACAAACAGGCCGUGGUUCUGCAAGUGAGCCAGCCCAACCCCCGAGAGUGUGGCCGCCCGCAGAUGGCACCACAGUUACUGAAAUCAUCAGUGAACGAUAAUCUGACCUGCCCUUUAAAUGACUACGCUGCCAGAGUGACCAGCUACUCCAUCCAGUGGUACAAGGGUUGUGAGCUGCUGCAGGAAGGCCCUAAGUUUGCUUUCAUUGGUAAUAAACUCAUACUGCUCAUCCGUGACGUGUCGCACACAGACGCUGGGCUCUACACCUGCAGGAUGACCUUUGUCCUCGGUGGGGUCAUCAGUGAAGCUGCAGAGACGAUCGAGUGUAUGAUCAGUGAGGCAUUUGUGAUUGAGCCGACUAAUGAGGACAUUAAAGUAACGCCUGGUCCAGUCUGAGAGCAGCAGACAGCAGUACAAACAGAAAAAAUCAGAGGGAGAAUCCUGAGACCCUGUUCAGAGACUGCAGUGUAAUUAAAGCCAGGAGCACCACCACCAACCUGCUGUUCUUUACAGAAGCAGCACAGCCCGGCACAGCUAUAUGUACACACUUCCCCCACACCACAAAACCGGGGAUCUGCAAAGGUUGAGGACAUCAAGACCAGCACUACGACCUCAUCCAACCAGACCAGAUUACAACAUGUUACCACCUGACCUGGCUCAGCACCAACCACACCAGCAACACCCUGAACCCACACCCCGAGCAGCCCCUCUCAGCCAGGACAGCAUCCCACACCCCCAGCGCAGCUACGCAGAGGUCCUUCAGACUCCGCAGCGCUCCACACAGAUGGGUGAAAUAAAAACAUUACUGCAAUACAUCUGUACAAAACUCACAUAAUAUGCAAAAAUUCAUAUGUGUGUGAAUGCAAGGCAUGUAUUAUAUAUUUACAAAUUAUAAAUGAUCUUAUUACAUCUAGUAAUACUUACCUGUUCAUUGUAUACAUAAAAACAUAUUACUUGUUGUUUGUUUUUCAUGUUUCUCAUUGUAAACAAACACUUACCACUCUUUAGACAUGACUUCAAUCUCAAUCAGCAUGUGGAACAUCCAAGGUUUAAAUUCAUCAUUAUUUGGAUUAAAAGUUUGAACAAAGAUUUUCAAAAUAAGAUCAAAGACAUUGACAUUCUCAUAUUACAAGAGACAUGGUGUAGAACUGAUAUGGCCGCUCACUGUCCCCAGGGGUACAGAGAAAUUAUAAUACCAUCACAAAAGCUGAACUCAGUGCGUCAGGGCAGAGACUCAGGGGGAAUAAUCAUAUGGUACAGAGAAAUACUACACAACUUUUUAGAUACAGUCAAAAUUGGAAAAUAUUAUAUCUGGUUUAAAAUAAAAAAGACAUUGGUGUCAGGUAAGAAAGACAUAUUUCUCUGUAUCAUAUAUAUUCAUCCAACAGAAUCUCCAUACUACUCUGGAGAAAUGUUUCCAGAGCUAGAACAAGAGGUAAGCCAUUUCCAGGCCCAGGGAAAUGUGCUCGUCUGCGGAGACCUAAAUGCAAAAACUGGAACACAACCUGAUUCUAUAAAUACAAUUGACAACAAAUAUAUUCUUCAUGUACUAAUAACAAUAUUCCUUACACCCACAGAAACAACCAGGAUCAUGUGGUCAACAAAAGUGGUAGGAACCUCCUGCAGCUCUGUCAGAGUCUGAGUCUGUACAUCAUCAAUGGUAGGACACGAGGGGACUCUUUAGGAAGACCCACAUUUUGCUCACCUCUUGGGAAUAGUACAGUAGAUUAUAUCCAGAUAAUAACAGAUUUAGAUCCAUUUUCUCUCAGUGCAUUUACUGUUAGACCACUAACCCCUCUCUCUGAUCACAGCCAAAUUACUGUGUUCAUUAAAAGGACAGAGAAUAACAACACAGCACACACUCAGCCCAGUAAGCUGUACAACAUCCCGAGACCAUACAGAUGGGCCCAAAACAGCACAGAAGAGUUCCAGAAAGCAAUCACAGACCCAAAAAUUCAAAUACCUCUAGACACCUUUCUGGACACCACAUAUAUUCACAGUAAAGAAGGAGUCAAUCUGGCAGUAAAACAUAUAAAUCAGAUUUUUGACAAAACUGCAGAAAAGGCCAAAUUGAAAAUCCAGAACAGAUCAAAACCCAAACUCAAAAAAGAGGACAAAUGGUUUUACAGAGAGUGCCAAAUUAUCAGAACUGAACAGAAAACUUUUCAAUCAGAAAUACAGAGAUCCACAUAACGAACAAAUACGCAUUCUUUACUGUGAAAAACUAAAGCAAUAUAAACGUACACUCAGAACUAAAAAAGCCCAAUACACAUACAAGCAACUGACACAAAUUGAGGAGUAAAUAAAAAAAAAUCAAUUUUGGAAUAAUUGAAACAAUCUGAAAAAGAAAGAGUAUGAAGAAUUGGCAAUACAAAAUGCAGACAUAUGGACAAAUCAUUUUCAAACACUUUUCAAAAAGAUUGACACAAACACAGAACAAAAUGAAAUAAGAAGUAAGCUGGAAAACCUAGAAUUGGCUAUUAAAGAAAACCAAAACCCCUUAGACUUCUCAAUUACUGAGCAGGAGCUUCAAGUUAAAAUUAACAUACUAAAACCAAACAAGGCAUCAAUUUCAAGUUCAGAAUUUCAAUUGGCCAUACUAAAGCUGUUCAAUUUAGUUCAGAGUAUAGGUUACUUCCCUGAAAUCUGGAACCAGGGACUAAUAACACCAAUCUUUAAAAACGGAGAUAAAUUUGACCCCAAUAAUUACCGAGGCAUCUGUGUGAACAGUAAUCUGGGGAAGUUGAUGUGCAGCAUCUUAAAUUCUAGACUUUUAAACUUCCUUAUGAAGCACAAUGUCUUGAGUAGAAGUCAGAUUGGAUUCCUACCAAAUUACCACACCAACGAUCAUAUUUACACCCUACACACCCUAACUGAUAAAUAUGUUGUCCAAAAUAAAACCAAAAUUUUUGCAUGUUUUAUUGAUUUCAAAAAGGCUUUUGAUUUCAUUUGGCAUCCUGGAUUAUUAUACACUCUUCCAGAGAGCGGUGUAGGGGGUAAAACAUAUGAUCUGAUUAAAUCAAUGUACACAUUAAACAGGUGCGGAAUAAAAAUUGGCAAUAAACAAACAAACUCCAUCUCUCAGGAGCAUGGAUGUGAGACAGGGCUGCUGCUUAAGCCCAACACUGUUUAAUAUUUAUAAUAAUGAAUUGGCAAAAAUACUACAACAAUCUACAGCUCCCGGUCUCACUCUGCACGACUCAGAGAUCAAAUUCGUACUCUACGCAGACGACCUGGUCCUGCUGUCCCCCACAGAGCAGGGUCUACAGCAGAACCUGGACCUGCUGAAGCACUACUGCCAGACCUGGGCCCUGGCCUAAAAAAGAUAAACAUAAUGAUUUUUAGUAAAAGAUCCAGAUCUCAGGGAUCACAACACACAUUUAGGUUAGGAAAAGAGGUGAUCAAUCACUCCUCUUAUUAUAGCUAUUAAAAUCAGUUCUACAGGGAACUUUCAUCAGGCAGUGGGUGAAUUGAGAGAAAAAGCUCGCAGAGCUUUCUACGCCAUAAAACGACAAAUCUUUGCAGAAAUUCCAAUCAGACUAUGGAUUAAAAUAUUUGAAUCUGUAAUUGAACCCAUCGCCCUUUAUGGAAGUGAAGUGUGGGGUCCACUUACAAAUCAACAGUUUAAAAAUGGGACAAACACCCAAUUGAGACUCUGCAUGCAGAAUUCUGUAAAAAACAUUCUAAAGGUGCACCAACACACCACCACCAACGCAUGCAGAGCAGAAUUAGGCCAAUAUCCUCUCCUCCUAAAAAUACAGAAACGGGCGAUCAAAUUCUGGAAACACCUGAAACACAGCGACCCCCACUCAUAUCAUUACAAAGCUCUGCAGUACCAAGAAUUGAGCAAAGACACCAAUCCCCUCACUCAGCUGGUCCUGAACUACACACUCACUAACACACAUUCACACAGACUAACACACACUAACACUCAGCAAGCUCAGGACCAGAAAAACACAACCAAUCUGAUCAGAACCAACCAAAUUACAGCUAAUCUGAGAGAAGCAUACCUGCAUUAUUGGGAAAACUCAAACUAAAACACAGAGUAAGAUGCAGUGCUAUUUGGCCCUAAAGAGACAGUACACUGUGGGGGAGUACCUGAGCACAGUGACUGAUCUGAAACUGAGGUCCACCUUGACCAGGUAGAGACUCAGCCAGCACAGCCUGGCUAUACAGACCGGCCGGCACAAGAGAUCCUGGGUGCCUCCGGAAAACAGAACACGCCAGCUGUGCAACCUAAACACACCAGAGACAGAGCUGCACUUUCUGACACAAUGCCCCAAAUUCAUUCGCCAUGAAUUCUACAGAAAAUUCAGCAAUAAACACCCCCAGUUUACCCACCUUACUGACCCAGAGAAACUCCCCUAUCUGUUAGGAGAGAACAGAGAGAGAGAGCUGCACUCUUGCAGCUCAAUACAUUACAGCCUGUCACAGAGAGAGAGACAAAGAGUGACCAUAUCACACUAAAUAUCACAUUAACACACACUAUACACAUGCACACACACAGACUACACACACGCACACUAUACACAAACACAAACAAUUUUGGUUAAUUUGUCUUAAUACCUACACUUAUUAAUUAUAUUAUGUUUUUUUAUAUUAUAAUUUUAUUUUUAUUUUAUAUAUUUUUUUGCAUUGUUUUAAAAUGUAGAUUCUGUUCUGUUGUACACUUUAGUAAUUGUUAAUCUCUAAAUCAGUUCACUAUUCCUCUUUUACUUUACUGUUAAAACUGUGUAACUCAGGCUUUGGCAACACAAACGUAGAACUAUUUGUCAUGCCAAUAAAGCACUUUGAAUUGAAUUGAGAGAGAGAGAGGCGCAGCGCAUUUUGCCUGAUUUCUCUUGAUUAAUUAUCAGUACA
Molecule: messenger RNA, 5416 nt
Organism: Astyanax mexicanus (Mexican tetra)
Lineage: Eukaryota; Metazoa; Chordata; Actinopteri; Characiformes; Acestrorhamphidae
Product: interleukin-1 receptor type 2
Exons: 7
Coding region: 221-952 (243 amino acids)
Molecular function (GO): interleukin-1 receptor activity
Source: RefSeq, a predicted model, not a curated record